Molecule: messenger RNA, 1032 nt
Organism: Epinephelus moara (kelp grouper)
Lineage: Eukaryota; Metazoa; Chordata; Actinopteri; Perciformes; Serranidae
Gene: cfap300
Product: cilia and flagella associated protein 300
Exons: 7
Coding region: 30-821 (263 amino acids)
Source: RefSeq, a predicted model, not a curated record
ACAUCAAUAACUGAAGCAAGAGCAAAGACAUGGCAGGAGAGAAAUGCGCGUUUGAGCAAACUUUUUCUUUUAGUCCUCUCCCCUCCAAGAAGCCCUCCUUCCUACAGGACCGAGACACUUUAACACUGUUAAUGAAAUGGUCCAUGCUUGGGAGGAUUUCAGCUCAGUGUUACAGCUUUGACCAGUGCUUUUACCCCUACAGCAGUGAAAAGUUUGUACAGUGUUUCUUCAGAGAUCCCAAUGUGGUAUCCAGUCUGAGAAGGAUGGAGGCCGGAGCCUGGGUGCCUCUUGACAAGCCAGUGGUGUCUGUUGAUGUGGAGCAGGUGCUGUGCACUAAGGUCUCCAUGGAUCUGUUUGACCCAAUCUACUCUUGUGGGAUCCUGAGACCCUCUGGACAUGUAGUUAAAUGCUUUCAUGAUGUCUACCCCGACUAUGAUGAACUCAGACAGAUGCUGCAGGAAAAGGACUCUGAGCAGUAUUAUGUGGUUGGGAACGAGGAGCGAGGAGAGUUUCUGUUUCGACUCUUUAAGCACCUGUGUUUCGGAGGAGAGCUCUGUCAGUACGAAGACACUAUCGAGCCUUACAUCAGCACCACAAAACAAAUCUACAAAGACUUGAUCAGUGUUCAAAAGGAUCCAGAGACGAAGAAGAUCAGUGUGCUCUCCACAGUCCUCAAAGUCUGUGCUUAUGACGAGUCUGGACUAUGUUACCCCGGCAGACGAGAGGAGGAGCAGACGUUUGCCUAUUUGAUUGUCGACCCCUUGAAACGUCACGUGACUGUGUUCUACCACUGCUAUGGUGUAGGAAACUUCACACUGUGAUCGCAUGAACGUUGACAUUGUCCUGGAGAACUUGUCAGACUCCUGGUGGACAUGAGAAACACACAAGCUCAGACGGAGUCGUACCCAGAAAUCAGUUGAACACAAUGAAGUCCCAGUUUGAGAUACAAAGUUAAAGGAUUCAUUGUUUUUGUUCUAUUAAAGUACGUAAAUAAAAUGUUUUUAAACAGCCAUAAAGCCUGCCACUCUGUAA